AUGUAUGAUAUUCUUGAAGAGGCAUCCAUUAUCACCGACUGCGAGGUUUCCGAGGAGCGUAGUGCUAGAGGCAGCUGGAACGGCAGUAUACACAAUGAACCCUCAGAGGCGGAACCACCAUGGUUACCGCCUUCUCAUCUUUCUGCACAUUUACCGUUUCGUUCUGCUUGCGAAUACCUUGACCGCCAUUCACGUGAUUGGAAUGAUGAGUUCCAGAAACUCUGGGAUGAGGAAACACAUCAGCUGUGGGGCACUGAUAGUCGUGAGUCUUUGGAACAGUUGCUUAAUCACUAUGAGUCAUAUUGUCUUAGUUUGGUAGAAAGCCUCUGUCGAGAAGGUGGCUCCAGCAGUACAUGGUCAAGUAAAGCACUAGAGAUCCCUGAUUGCUUCCGUGUUGGAAACAUCAUGUUGCGUGUAUGGAAAGAUGACAAAUUAGGUCUUAACAUGCAGCGUUGUUUCCGAGUCUUACUCGAUUGUAAAGCACCUCGUAUAGCUUUUCCUCUUACUGCAGCAUUUCGUUAUUAUAAUGUUAGCAUUACAGCACAAGCUGUUAUACCAAUAGCACGUGGUCGUGCUCCGCUCUAUCGUGGCGAUGGUGUUGCGGAUCCACUACUACAUUCUCCUUUACGUGAUUACCUUUCUUUCUUACUGGAGGCACUUAAUGUUAUUCCACACGGUAUUGGUGUACAGUCAAAGCAUUUAGGGGUGGAGGUUUAUGAAGGUGCGGAUAGGCGUCUUUACCUUCUUAAUCCUAUUGGACUUUUACCACCAUUGAAUGGAAUAUCGUCAAGUCGUUCCGUUCCACUUCGUCGUUGGUGGCAUAUUGUGCGGGGACCUCCGGCUGUAUUUAUGCAACCACCGCUGGAGUCUUAUGAUCGAGAUGUUUCUAAUAUUUAUUUCUCACUUCUUGACGCAAUGCAUGAAGUUGGUGUACGUAGACAUAAAGCUAUGGUUCGUAUUUUACAUGAAAAUGGACUCAAUAUUUGUUUACUGGGUAAAGUGUUGCGACACCUUCUCUCACAAACGGAUGAGAAUACUAAUGAUGAUGAUGAUGAUUAUGAUGAUGAGAAUAAGGAAAAUUUAUCACGAUUGAUUGGUGUAGAGAUUAUUGCACGUGCUGUACGUCGUGUAAUGUAUAAUCAAGUAACUCUUGAUCGCGCCCCUCGUACCGUUAAAACAGCAAAUGGUUAUUUAGCACGUGCUGUUAGUGCUAUGAUAGAUACGGAUUCAAAUCGUUUUAUCUACGGUCUUAUUCCAACCAUAAACAGGAUGUUCCCAACUAGUGAUAAUGAUAAUUUACUUCAAAAUUAUUUACAAUCUCUACUUCGUGAUAAUACAUUACUUGCAACUAAACGAUUAUGCUCUCUAUGCGGUUUUAUCCUUAACAGAGGUAUUGUAGAACGUAUUGAUUGUAUCCCAUCGUCACACAAUUUUAGUAGUUAUGUAGAUGUUAGUCAUGAGAGCGCUGUACCAGUAUUUAUGUUAAAUACAAAAAAGGAAAGUGAUGUUACUCGUGGUCUCUUUACAUCUUUGAUAUUACCUUAUCAUAUUGUUCAUCAAGUACGAGCUGGUCACUUUCAACAAGCUAUGCGUCUCGCUCGACGUAUUGUUGCCGUACGAGCACGAGCCAAAAGACAAUUCUUAUACUUUGAGGCAUUAAUAAACGCGGCAGUUGUUACUACACAAGCUGGAAAUCAUGAAAGUGCAAAAGAAAUGCUUGAACGGGUACGAACUGGAAUGCGUAUUACACCUGCUGUUAAACUUGGUGUUCUAAAGAAUUCUGGAACCUUAUUAAUUCCACGUAAUAAUUAUUUUCUCCCAGGUCGUGUUGAGGUUGAAGUAACAGAUGGUUUUCUUGAUUGUUGUUCUGGAGAAUAUGUGGAGGCACGAAAGAAAUUUCUUUCUGCUAUUGAUUUGGGCUGUUCAAUGGACACUUCAAGCGCGGAGUUUGCUACUUACUUACUUUUAUUACCUUUCGCAGGUCUUCUGGAGACUGCCGUGCGUUCCUCCGUUGUAACGAUUGGAGAAUUGCUUGCCAUGUGGAGACGUCUUCGUCUUCUUCUUGGGCCUUCUAUUUAUGGGGCGACUAUUUGUGAACAGUUAGCCUCUUUACUAUUUGAAAGAGGAAUAUAUGAAACUGCGGUGGAGCGAUUGCGAGAUGCGAUGGAGAUUGUAGCUCUUCUCCUUGGUGAUCAAUCAUUUGAAGUUGGUGUAUUAUUAAAUAAACUUGCAUUUGUUUAUUAUACAUGGGAUGUCAAACGUUUUGGAGUACUUUGUACCUCUUUACUGCAAUUCUCAGAAACUAUUAUGAUUGAAACCAAAGGGGAUUUAACUGUUUCGCAUCUCUGUGUAGUGGAGAAUACUGUAAUGACAUUAAUGAUGCGUGGAAAGUUUGUAGAAGCCUCUGGGAGAUUACGAGCGGUAUUAAAUCCCUCAUCUCAGAGAAUUCUCCGUAUUCCACGGGAACACCCUGUGAUGGUGCGACUUUACGAAACUCAGGAACGUCUUAAAACGUUGUUUACACCUACUGCCAUUGUAAUUAUUCAACGCCGUUGGAGGGAAUAUAAAAGACGAGUGGUGUUAAACAUUGUAUUUGAGGUAAAUGCAUGUCUUUUACAACGUGUGGGACGUGGGAUGCUACGUCGUAAAUUAUUACUCUUAUACUCUAGAAGUUAUAUUCAUUUAGAAGAGUUGUAUCGACAUGACUAUGAAUUUACUUUACUUAACUUUUCUAAACCAUUAUUACGUGCUUCAGAAUUAAUAUCAAAGAAGUGUCGUAAUUGGAAUGGAGAAUUUCAAUACCACCAUCAAUGUGAUUUAAUGUGGGAUGCAGAUUCUUAUACAGCACGGAAAGAACAUUUAACGGCUUUAGAGCAGGAAUUUCAUAAUACUGUAGUGGAAGGUAUUAAAAGUUCACAAAAGUUAUCACGGGGAUUAAUACCUGUACCAAGUUGUUCUACUUCUUUUGUGAAGGAAAAUAUUGUUAUUACACGAGUGGCAAAAGAUGAUGAAUUUCCAAAAUGGCAGAAUAAACUCUCCGCCUUGUUGAGACAGUCUCCAACAGCUUUUUUCACCGCUGCUUUAUGUGAUUACGUUGUGGUAGAAGAUGAGGCCUAUUUUGCACAAGCUCUUAUUCCUGUACACCGUAAACCACAAUUUAUUAUUGCUAGUGAUGGAAAAAUUGAUGUAGGAACUUAUGGGGAAUCAUGUGGUAUUUUUGAAGAGAUAUCUUGGCUUCUCCUUGGUCAUGGCUUAAAUCAUCAUACCAAUUGUGUGUUUGGGGCAGAGAUUGUAAAAGCUAUGGAUGGUAUGUGGUACUUGACUAAUGGGAUUCGUUUCCUUGCCUCUUCACAAGAUUCCACAGAUAAUUUAUCGGAGACUUCAAAUACAUCUCCAUAUGAAAAGGCUCUUCAGUUGUGUGCGAUGAAUCAGCAGAAACAAGCGGUUGCUCUCAUGGAACAGUACAUUUUAUCCAGAAAGUGGUAUCAUUGCGCUGGUGAAAUACUCGCACGGAGUUUUCUGGCCUAUUGCCGUGCUGCAGCAGGGGAACUGAAAGAUACCAUAUUUAAAGUUUCUAAUAUCGGAGAUAAUAUUGAGAAAAGGGGAUGGACGUUAUUAACCACUCGAUUGAAUUAUUUACUUGGACGGGCUUUAAUUCGCAUUGGAGAGUACGCACAGGCUAUUGAACCACUAAUGGAACAAUUUCAAAUUUUAAAAAGUGAACGCUUUCAUGCGUACUAUGCAGCUUACCCUAUUCUUGAUAGUGCUCUCUGGCUUGGUAGAGCCUCUCGCAAUGCUGGUAAACCACUGCAACGAUCUGUGAUCACUUUUACACUUCACGUGGCGACUAAUAGUGAACCAACAGAACUGUUGUUUGAAACUUGUGCGGCUAUGACUCACUACUGCAUGGAGUCCGGGGAAUUACAACUUGCAGAGGAAUUCGCCGCCGUACGUGAACGUAAAGUGAAGGAACUUGAUGAGGCAUCUAGUCUACGGUAUGCUAAAGCCCUUCAUGAUCACAGUCAGUUACUCUUUCGAAGAGGUGGGAAGGAGAGUUACGAGGCAAGUGCUUCCAUGUUAACAGCUGCUAUUCGUAUUGUGGAAACGGCUCAACCAGAUUCUCUAGCUCUUGGCAUUAUGUUAAACAAUUACGGAUCCUUACUCACACAUAUGAAUAAGUUAUCAUCUGCGAAGAAAGCACUUUUAAAUGCCCAGCGGUUACUUCAAACACAUCUAAGUAGAGAACAUCAAGAGAUGAUUAGUUGGCGGAAAAAUAUGAAGAUUCUUGAGAAUAGAAUACGAAGAGGAGCUGCGCUACGCAUUCAGCAUGCCGUACGCCGUUGGAUAGAAAGAAGAGCUUCCAGCAGACGUUUAGAGUUAGAAGACCCGGAACGAUACGGUGCUCUCCUGCGCUAUCAAUUAGUCUCACGUAUGAAACGUCUUGUUGUUUCAGAGGCAACAGGACGAAUUUUUAUUGCGGAUGAGGAAAAUGAACUUUUUUAUCUUUUACAAUGUAAACAAAGACAGAGUCUUGGAAACGCCAAGAUAGCAACCAUUCUUCGUCAAACUCAUGGGGCAAGGAUGAACAUUCAUAAAGAAAAAAUAUUAACAUCUCUUGCAGAACUCACAGAGUUAGAAAAAAAUAUUCGAGAUGUAAUUAUCUCUUUCCAGUAUAAAGAGCAGGAAAUGCUAUUUAUACAGGGUUUAUGGGAAAGACAUCGUUUAGGUCGUCGUUCUAUUAUUCGUGAAAAUCAUAUGAUGCGCAUUACACUCAAAAUAUGGCGUAUCGAUAAUGUACAAACCGUAAUACGUAGUGAUAUGUUACGAUCACAUUUGAGAUUAUUACUUUAUCUUGUCUCACGUGAGGAGGCUGCACGGCGUAAAAUGCUUGAACGGAUAAAUCGAAAGAAAAAACGGGCGCUUGGGGUUAAUAUUAGUCGUAUAUUGAAUCAAAAUCGUCAUAGUAACCACCGUCCAAGACGUCGAAAAAACUUUCAACGCAUAUUCGAAGAUCUUAUUAUCGAAGAACAGGUACGCAGAGAAAGUAUUGUAAAGAAAGAGGCGAUAUUGUCGCGUGACUUUUUUUUUGGACCACUUGUAGAUUCAGAGGAAGAUUCAGAGAAAGAUUCCUCUGGAAUAUGGUGA
Molecule: messenger RNA, 5145 nt
Organism: Trypanosoma theileri
Lineage: Eukaryota; Euglenozoa; Kinetoplastea; Trypanosomatida; Trypanosomatidae
Exons: 1
Coding region: 1-5145 (1714 amino acids)
Molecular function (GO): protein binding
Source: RefSeq, a predicted model, not a curated record